Messenger RNA from Mesorhabditis spiculigera, 1596 nucleotides. The record is from the annotation of a GenBank genome assembly. Lineage: Eukaryota; Metazoa; Nematoda; Chromadorea; Rhabditida; Rhabditidae.
AUGAGCUCGCCAAGACCCGCAGCACCAGAUGCCGGGCUGGCUGGAGCCGCCUCACCCGCCCCACCGACAGCCGCGCCCACGAAAAAGACGCUGAAGGUGGCGGUGACGGGCUGCGUGCACGGCGAGAUCGAGAAGGUCUACAAGACCAUCGCCGAGAUCGAGAAGCGCGACGGGAUCAAGGUCGACCUGGUGGUGUGCGCAGGCGACUUCCAGUCGGUGCGCAACCACGGCGACCUCCACCACAUGCACGUGAAGCCCAACUUCCGGAGCCUGCAGAGCUUCUACAAGUACUACUCGGGCGAGGAGACGGCCCCGAUCCUCACGCUCUUCGUCGGCGGCAACCACGAGGCAUCGGGCUUCCUCCUCGAGCUGCCCAACGGCGGCUGGGUGGCCCCGAACGUCUACUACAUGGGCUUCGCCUCCGUCGUCAAAUUUGCCGGACUGCGCAUCGCCGGCCUGUCGGGCAUCUACAAGGCCCAGGACUACCAGAAGGGCCACUACGAGCGCCCGCCUUUUGCCCGAGGCUCCGAAAUCUCGGCCUACCAUGUGAGGGCCCUCGAAGUGUUCCGGCUACGACAACUGCGCGCUCGAGACGGGGAGGCCGCGAAGAACUGCAUCGACUGCGUCGUCACGCACGAUUGGCCGGCCGGCAUCACCGAUUAUGGCAAUGUGCAGCAGCUGCUCCGGUUCAAGCCGUACUUUGAGGAAGACAUCAAAUACAACCGCCUGGGCAACGCGGCCACCCUGCAGCUGCUCCAAGAGCUCCGCCCGAAGCACUGGUUCGCCGCCCAUCUCCACUGCAAGUUCCCGGCCCUGAUCCCGCACGAGCUGGACGGCGUCGAGCCGACGAAAUUCCUCGCGCUCGACAAGCCAAUUCCAAGGCGCCACUUUUUGCAGAUUCUCGACAUUGAAGUGGAUGCAGACGCUCCGCUAACACUCGAACACGACGCCGACUGGCUGGCCAUCCUCAGAAGCACCGACAAGUUCACCGAGGUCACCGCCCAGGCCUGCUACCUGCCGUCGAAGGUGUCGAAUGAGCGCUGGGACUUCCGGCCGACCGACGAAGAGCUGGCGGCGGUGCGUGAGCUGGGCGAUCUGAGCGUCUCGUCCACAUUUCUGCACACGGCGCCUCCGUUGAAGCAUCAGGAUGUGCAGAUACGGAAAAACGACGGCCCCAGCCAAUACUACCGCAAUCCGCAGAGCGAGAAAUUCUGCAAAUGGCUCGGCAUCCGAAAUCUCAACGCGCUGCUGGCCGAAGAUCAGGGAGCCGAUGUGGGGACGGCCUUCUAUUUGACUGACGUCAGCAACCAAAGCGGCGAGAUCUCGUUGAGUUCGCAGGAGGAAGAGGAAUUCGGGGACCUCGGAUUUGUCGUCGACGGGGCCGGAGCGUUGCCUGGGGCCGCUACAAGCACAGGCAGCAGCAACACCACGAAACUGCCCCCGGUGGCCGCCGGCGAGCCGAUAAUGCACGAGGGCAAUGAGGCGUUUGGCGCGUCGGAGGAGUGGACGGCCCCCGUUGGCGCCGGCGAUUUGGACGAUCUGCUCGCUGGGUUUUCGGCUCCCGGCGAUGGGCCCGCGUCGAAGCGAUCCAAGUUC